CACAAACACACAUUUGAAUGAUAGUAGAUAUAAUAUUUUGAACUUAUUUUCAAAUUAUAUAACAUUUAUUGUGUUUUUCUUUCAGUAAUUAUGUUUUGGAUAGCCGUUAAACAAGCGAGAGCCAUCAAACAUGUGAAAACCAUAGAGGAGAAAAUGAAAGAAUCGGUGGAGAUAACAAGGGAGAUGACUUUGCAUUUACGAGAAGUGAUCGUCAUCCGUAGAGAUGCCCCACCCCCUGGGAACAGUCCGGGCUCUACACCUAAUCCUCCUCAGACCCCCACCCAAUGCUCCUUAGUCCCCCCACCUCAUCCUCCUCAGACCCCCAUCCCAUCUUUCUUAGAUUUCUCCACCCCAUCCUCCUCAGACCACCCCACCCCAUCUUUCCAAGACUUCUCCACCCCAUCCCCCUCAUUCUCCUUCAGCUUAUCCUGAAGCAGGUCUUCAGAGACGGAGGCCGGUCCUCUCGUUAAUGUUGCUGUUCCAUGGACCUGGCCUCCGCAGUUUUUUGGGGGGGAUUUUUUUGUUGUUAAUUGUUUUAUUGUUCUGUAGUUUUUUUUAUUUAUUGAUUGUUCUUGUUAUUAUUUUAAAAUUUAAUGUUU
Molecule: messenger RNA, 599 nt
Organism: Silurus meridionalis
Lineage: Eukaryota; Metazoa; Chordata; Actinopteri; Siluriformes; Siluridae
Exons: 8
Coding region: 91-432 (113 amino acids)
Source: RefSeq, a predicted model, not a curated record